This is a messenger RNA of Mytilus trossulus (common blue mussel), 1290 nucleotides long. Its product is annotated as alcohol dehydrogenase class-3-like. The record is from RefSeq and is a predicted model, not a curated record. Gene Ontology annotation, molecular function: S-(hydroxymethyl)glutathione dehydrogenase [NAD(P)+] activity; zinc ion binding. Gene Ontology annotation, biological process: formaldehyde catabolic process. The transcript is spliced from 2 exons. The coding region runs from base 1 to 1290 and encodes 429 amino acids. NCBI's taxonomy places the organism in Eukaryota, Metazoa, Mollusca, Bivalvia, Mytilida, Mytilidae. Gene Ontology annotation, cellular component: cytosol.
AUGGAUUUGAAAAAAUCGCCAUUGUCCGAAAACGCCCACCGGGGCGAAAUAGAAAUCGUCGAUCAUGAUUCCAGCGCGAUUGUGUAUCUGGAACACGGAUACCCCAGCAAGCUUGUGCGCUGGCAUCAUCACGAAGAAUGUGAACUGCAUUUAAUCGUUGAGACCACCGGAAGAAUCGGUAUGAAAUCAAGAGCGGCGGUGGCAUUUGAGGCGGGAAAGCCUUUAAGCAUUGAAACGGUGGAUGUUGAAGGACCGAAGGACAACGAAGUAUUGAUCGAAGUCAAGGCGACGGGGAUUUGUCAUACCGACGCCUAUACACUUUCGGGGAGCGAUCCCGAAGGGGCUUUUCCGGCGAUUUUGGGUCAUGAAGGAGCCGGCGUUGUCGUGGAGAUCGGUAAGAGCGUUAAAUCUUUGGCAGUCGGGGAUCAUGUAAUUCCGUUGUACACGCCCGAAUGCAGGGAGUGCGAGUAUUGUUUGCAUCCCAAAACCAAUCUUUGCCAAGCCAUCCGCACUACCCAGGGUCAGGGAGUGAUGCCCGAUGGAACCAGCCGUUUUAGUUUGGACGGCAAACCCCUGUUGCAUUAUAUGGGAACUUCGACCUUUUCCAAUUAUACCGUUCUGCCCGAAAUUGCCGUGGCGAAAAUCCGCAAAGACGUUCCUUUUGAAAAAGUUUGUUAUAUCGGUUGCGGCGUAACCACGGGCAUUGGUGCCGUUAUCAAUACGGCCAAAGCCGAGCCAGGUAGCAAAAUCGUGGUUUUUGGUCUUGGCGGCAUUGGAUUGAACGUCAUUCAGGGAGCCAGAUUGAUUGGGGCGAGCAUGAUUAUCGGGGUGGAUAUCAAUCCCGACAAGGUGGAAUUGGCGAAAAAAUUUGGCAUGACCCAUUUCGUGAACCCCAAGGAAGUCGAAGGCGACUUGGUGCCUUAUUUGGUGAAUUUGACCGGCGGAGGCGCCGAUUACUCUUUUGAAUGUGUUGGAAACGUGGGCCUCAUGCGCCAAGCUUUGGAAUGCUGCCAUAAAGGUUGGGGGAUGUCGGUUAUUAUCGGGGUGGCCCCGGCCGGAGCCGAAAUUUCAACGCGCCCGUUUCAACUGGUAACCGGAAGAUCGUGGCGAGGCACCGCUUUUGGAGGCGCAAGAGGCCGGACGGACGUGCCUAAAAUCGUUGAUUGGUAUGCGGAGAAAAAAAUCAACAUCGAUGAUUUGAUCACCCACACCAUGCCGUUGGAUAAAAUCAAUGACGCUUUUGAAUUGAUGCACGAAGGCAAGUCGAUCCGUUCGGUCGUCAUUUAUUAA